This is a messenger RNA of Anopheles cruzii, 5892 nucleotides long. RefSeq lists its product as uncharacterized. The transcript is spliced from 10 exons. Bases 1 to 5892 code for a protein of 1963 amino acids. Gene Ontology annotation, cellular component: membrane. The record is from RefSeq and is a predicted model, not a curated record. Lineage: Eukaryota; Metazoa; Arthropoda; Insecta; Diptera; Culicidae. Gene Ontology annotation, biological process: sodium ion transmembrane transport.
AUGAAGAAGGAGCUGCCGGAACCGUCGAAGGUGCCCAGGCCGGCCGCCCGCAUGCCACCGAAGGUGUCAGAUGAGUGCGAAACGGGCCGACAGACGGACCGGCCGACGGAUCAAGCGCCGUCAGUGAUGGGUAAUGGCCACGUGGUCAGCCGACUGUCCGGCGGUGGCGGCAGGAGUGCCGAGGAGCGCGCCGAAUUGGGCCGUAGUCUGCUGUACGAGCAGAACAUGUGCACGUUUGAGAACUUUUGCGAACGCCGAAACAGCCAGCAGCGGUUGGGAGGGACCGCCGCCGCCGGCCAGGAGACCGAGGAGGACAAAUCAGACCGGCUGGCCGCGCAGGACGCAUCCGAUGGGCUAGGAAACUUCUGCACACUGCGGAGGGGGAUGCGACGCCAGGAGGAGGAACCGGUGGGCGGCUACUGGACGCUCAAGCGCAAGAAGUUACAGCUGAACCGAAAGUUUGUCGAGAGCUUCCUGGAGGACCCGAACGCGCAGGUGGUCGACUAUCUGUCGGAGUUGGACGCGUACCUGGACGAGAUUGACGACUUGGAGGAGGAGGAGGACGAAGACGAGAGUGACGACGGUUGUUCCACGGGUGUGUCGGAGGCGCCCGAAGACGAGGAACCGAGUGUGGCAGCCCGUGGCAGUGAAGAAGUGACCGGGCAGGAUCAAAGUUUACAGUAUUAUCAGACACCCGGUGGUGGUGGUGCCGGCGACGACAGUGCAGUGCAGGCGGACGCUGGUGGCACCACCGGUGAUCGGGUUGUGUUCGGUGAUAUUAAGCACUUCUGUACGCUACCGAAACGGAAGCGGUCGCAGGUGCUGAGCGCGUUCAAGCGGGGUGCCUCGCUCCGCAGGACAUUCGUGGCCCCAACCAGUGACAGUGUGGUCCCGGUCCGGAAGGAGUCCGGCGCCGUGCCGGAGGAGCAAAGUGAAGCCGUAGCUGCCGGCCAGGAGCUAUCCGACCUGCAGGCGGAACUCGAAGACCACCGACUGUCGAUCAUCGAAAGCGACACCGUUCUGGCCGCACUCGAGGCAAAGGUGACGGAGCAGCGCCAGAAGCGCCAGGGUCCGUUGCGAUUCGAGCAGUUCCGAGCGUUCUGCCACGGUGUGGUUCAAAAAUGUGAAACGGCGACGGCCAAGAUGCGGUUCAAGACCCGGUCGCUGGCCCGACAGAACGCCCAAUGCCGAACCCUGGUCGAGCAGAAGCGUGAAGCCGUCGGUAGCGAUGCACUGCGUGUGCACUUGGAAAGUUUCGAGCUCGAGCGGCUCGCUGGCGAGCGGGAACUAAGGGAGGCCUUGGCCUCCGACCGCGAACUGCGCCUGCUCGGGGCGGUGGUGAAGCGUGAAACGUUGCAGGAUCAGGAGGCCCUCUUCGACGCCACGCAGCAGCUCAUCCGAGCGCAGCAGACCGUCGAUAGCGAGCUGGCGCAGCUGCAGGACUGCGAAACGAAAAUCGAGCAGGCCGAGCGGCAGGUUGCCCAGCUCGAGCAGGAGAACGAGAGAUUGCGCCAGGAGUUACACGGCCAGCUCGAACGGGUAUCGCUCGGUGAGCGUGGCGGGUGCUUUACCGUGGCCGGUCGGGGUGGACUCGCGGGCAGUGGCGAAACCUUCCGGUUCUUCGCGCUCCGGUUCCGGCUGAUAGCGGAGCGUCCCCUUGCCGGCCUGCAUCAGCAGAUGCACCAUGUCUGGCCGAACGAUACCGUGCCGUUCGCGGGCGGUCACCGAUUGGCGGAACACGUCGGUGAAAAAGGCGACGUGCUUACGGUCGAAAAGGUCCACCUGCAGUCGGGCCAUCAGAUACGGGAACACCUGGUAGCCCAUCAUCUUGAGAAAGACGUGCGGUCGGCUGAAGUUGGUGAUCUCUUUGCCGUAGCGGAAGAAUUCGUUCCGGUCGUCCCGGAACGAGUCCACCCGGAUGCCGAAGGCGCAGGUCGCGAUUACGUCGUUGGUGAAGCGCACGAACACGUCCUUGAUCUCGUAUUCCCGGGCAACGCCGUCGGUGACCUGCUGCUGCCGGUAGUGCUCCACCAUGUUCGUGCUACACUCGACGAUCAGCUCGAACAUCUGGCGCAUCUUGCUGCCGGGCCCACCGAAACGGAGAGCAGGAAGGGCGCCGAUGCUCGGCAGCAUCCCAUCAGCUGGCACCGGAAUUCGAUGCGCAGAAAGCACCUGAUCGAGCUACCCGAACAGAUCGUCGUUGAGCCGGUGCCGGUGGCUGUGGAACCCCUCGGCCAAUCGCUCAGCGAUUCAUCGGCGAUCGGGGUGCCGGAGGAUGGGGACGACUUUUGUUCGAUCAGCACUCUUCCGGUGGACGACCUGCCGAACAGCAGCAUGGACAGCGAAGAGCGUCCGGCAAUGAUUAAUGUACCUGCGCUGCGGGUGGCGCUACCUCCAUCGCCCACUCCAUCGUCCACAUGGGAACCGUCGGCGCCGCCUACCUCCUCACCGUCACCCCCGCAGCCGCUCGAAACCGAUCUGGAUGGUGGUGGGUGGGAUGAACGGGUGGUCCCGCGACAAACUGGCCGCCGAACGCAGUCCCAGCCCCGGCUCGUGUCGAUAACGGCCGUCCGGGAUGAAGCGACCAACGAGCUCGUCAUCCGCACCAACAGCGUACCGGGAGACCGUGCUUCGGCCCCUCCACUGGCGCUAGCGGAGGAAUCGCAGGUUCAGCACCAGCACCAAGCAGCACAACAACAACAACACCGCUACGGGGCGGUCGAAUCGGAGGGUAGCUCGAUGGGCAGCUCCCGCAACCCCAGCCCGGUGUCGCUGUUAUCGUCGACAACCACCUACAGUUCGAUAGCGUCCGGCGGAGAUAAUGCCGACAAUCGUAGGUCCGAGCCGAACCACGAGGCAGGAGCCGGAAUGCCUUCGCGGCAGUCAGUGAGCAACGGAACGCAGCAGAUCGUUGGGGGCGGUGAAGUGGCCACCAUUACCACCGCGGACGGUGGUAGCCGGGCACGGCACCGGGGCGAAGAGCAGUGGCGGUCAACGGUGGCGGUGGCGGCCAAUGAUGACGACGGGACGGCGAACGAAGCGCAGGCACCGGAAGAGGAGUCGUCCGAUCCGGACGUGGUGGUGGACGGCCGCCGUAGCAGCCGCCGGAAUGAUGGGCGCCCGAAGGCCCGCUGGCCUCACGCCAUUUCACGCUCCCUGGCCACGACCUUCUGCACCGUGGGGCUGUUCAACGUGUCCCGGUUCGCCGUGUUUAGCGUCCAUUUCGGGGCGAACUUUGUCGUCCAGUUCGUGCUGUUCUCGCUCCUGUUCGGCAUCCCGAUGAUGUGGCUCCAGAUGGUGCUGGGGGCGCGGAUCCGCGGCGGACCGGUCACCAUGUGGCGCAUCAGCCCGAUCUGCAAGGGCAUCGGCAUCGCGCUGCUGGUCGCCCAGGCCCUGGUAGCCCUCUACUCGGCCAUCUCGCUCGCCUGGGUCCUGGUGUACUUCCGCGAUGCGUUCACCGUGCGCAACGAGAAGUACCGGUGGGAGGAACCAUUCGAGUUCUACCGCGGCGGCGGCUCCGCAGGCGGCAACCAGUCGUUCCGGUUGUCCGACACGGUGGCCGACUACUUCAACGGGGUGGUGCUGCAGCGGUACCACCUGCGGAUGCUGGGAGCGUCGCAAACGUCGACCGGCGCCGGCCGAAGCUCUACAUCAGCGCCCGGUGUGAGCGGGAUCGGUGCGAUCCGGUUCCAGCUUGCGUUCAACCUGGCCAUCCUGUGGACGCUCGUGUUUGUGGCCCUCUGCCGGGGCAUCCGGUCGCUCGGGAAGGUUGCCGUCGGGUUGUUCCUGAUCGCCACGGCCGGACUCGUGGCCGUGUGUGCCAAGUUUCUCACCUUCAUCAGCUACGACAGCGUGCAGAGCGUGUUCCCGGCGACGGAUUGGCAGGACUUUUUCCUCAACUCGCGCAGCUGGAUGUGCGCUGCGCAGGAAACGUUCCUCACGUGGGGUCUACUCGGCGUGUCCAUCUACUCACUCAACUGCCGCAGCAACCGGAAGGGGGCGUGCAACGGACGGACACGGCGCGAACUGCGCCGGGACGCGUUCCUGGUCGCGUUCAUCACGCUCGCCGUGCUGCUGCUGGCCGCCGUGCUGGGUAGUGCGUGCGUGCAGAUUCUCAACACCCGCGGCUACUACUACUUUCCUGGAUCGUACGAAAACCUGGGAACCAACGUCUUUUUGCUGCCCGCCAGCCAACCGUUGCCACCGCAGCACGCUACGAUGCCGAACCGAUGGCUAAUCCGCUACUCGAUGGUGGUCGGCGAAAGCUUCAAGCGACCGUACGCCGACCCGAGCCGGGAGAGUGGCUACCAGGUGUUGCGGCUCGCGACGGAGCUGCUGCCGGCCGCGCUGGCCACGGCCGCCCCCGGGUCCGGGCACAUUCCCGCGAUCUGGGGCCUGAUCGCGUACCUUACGUUGGCCCUGUUUGGGCUCGGGCAGCUGUGCGUCGCGUGGAAACCGAUUGCCGGUGCCAUCGGGGACGCACCGUCCUCCAUUCUGCUGAGCUGCGUGACGGGGCUGCUGCUUGGGAUGCCGCUGGCCACCGAGGGUGGCAUCACGAUCGUGUACUACCUCGACACCAUCCUCGGCGCCGCCUGGUGGGUGCUGUUGCUCUGGAUCGGCCACAUACUGGCCCUGUUCCUUGUCCGUGGUCGACCGUUCACAAGCGACAUUCUAGUCAACGAUCUGAAACUUCUGCAAUCCUUUUCGGCGUUCGUGGCGUUUGCCUGGAACUUUCUGCUCCCGAUCGGGCUCAUCUUUCUGUGCAUCCUCCAGUACCGGCUGUCGAACAGUGCGGCCCUCUUCAACUGGGGCAACCCCGGCGGCAACGGGUCGGCCAGCUAUUGGCCGCUGUGGGCCCGCCAGACCGGUGGCUUCGUGCAGGUCAGCUUCCUGCUGCUCGUCCCGAUCGUGAUGGUGGUGCAGAUCUAUCGCUAUCUGUGCCGGGGACCACCGGACAUACUGGACCGCGUGGACCUUUUACUGAGACCACCGGUCGAUGGCGACAACGGUAGCACCGCUCGUGGUGCGGUGAACCAAGCGAGACGUCCGGCCUUUUCCCGCCCGGUGCAACAGAAUUCGGCGUCAGGCCGGGUGCGCUCGGACGGCUCGGACCCGAACGCGACCGUUUCGCUGUCCCUCGAUACGCGGGGAUCCGCGGGCGAAGAUGAUGCGCCACCAAAGUACACACCACCACCGUCGUACACCACGGCCACCGGGGCACGGAUCGCGAAGAUGCUACGCAACAGCAUCCGGCGCAGCGUACGCCGGCUGAUGGGUGAAUCGAGCGGCGGAGGCCACCGGCAACGGGUGGCACUGCCCCAGUCGACCGUGCCGUCGGAGGCGACGCUCGGAGCCAAUCCGGCCGCCGAUGGUGAGCUUCCGCCCGAUUACUGUUCCGUUUUGCAGCAGUUCGGGGGCCCCGAGUCCAUGGAAAUGGCGCGGCCACCCCGGAUGUUGUUCAACUCGGCGACCCUGGGCAGUGGUCGCCGCUAUCGGUCGCUCGUGGUCGGCACGGACGCUGAAUCGCAGACGGUGGCGCACUCGUUGUCGUCACCCCACCACCAACUGACGGCUUCCGACGUUCGGCAAAUUCUGCGACCGGCCACCAUCACCGGGGCCCCGAUCGUCGCCCUCGCCAACACUGUGCCCGCACCACCACCACCAUCAGCUGGGUCCGCUUCGGCAGGAUUCACGCAAACCCUGUGCAACACUUUGCUGCGCCGCGGACACUCGAUGGAGAACCUGGUGCUCGGGGCAGCCCCAAUCGGUGAUUCCAGCAUCAUUACGCUCGACUGUGACGCCGAGGACGACCGGGACGAUGCGCACCGGAAUGGCGACGCCGCCAGACAGAACAGGUCCCGCAGCGGUAUGGGAAACGAUUCUGUGAUAUAA